Messenger RNA from Clonostachys rhizophaga, 984 nucleotides. Lineage: Eukaryota; Fungi; Ascomycota; Sordariomycetes; Hypocreales; Bionectriaceae. The record is from the annotation of a GenBank genome assembly.
AUGAGGCUCAAUGUUACUAUAAGUCUUGUUUUUCUCACUUCGAUAACAUUGGCCUCGAUUCCUCCGGGGAUGGAGGACGCCUUAACAACAUCCAAUGUGCCCGCAGAAUACCUCGAGUAUGUAUUCCUUCUCGGGGGUUUCCCAAUCAUCCAGUCCAGAUCUGAUCCUCGAGUAUCCUAUGGAGUAUAUGUACCCAAGGAUCACUACAAUGAACUGUCAAAUUCAACCCAAGACAAGCUGCCACUUCUUGUCAAUAUCCACGGAACAAGCCGCCGUAUGACCGCUCUCCAGGUAGACGACCAGCUGCCCAAAUUUGCGGAUGAGAUAGGCUGUGCGGUUUUGGCACCACUCUUUCCAGCAGGAAUAGAGGGACCGAAUGAUAUAAGUUCAUUCAAGGUCCUUCACACGGACAGCCUUCGAUCUGACCUGGCACUCCUGAACAUCCUCGACGAGGUUGCAUACCGCUGGCCCGGCAUUGAUACCACGCGCAUCUAUCUGUCUGGGUUUUCAGGUGGAGGUCAAUUCGCCCAUAGAUUCCUUUAUCUUCACCCUUAUCGAAUUGCUGCGGCUAGCAUUGGAGCCCCGGGUCGAGUGACGUAUCCUGAUCAGAGCAAGCCCUGGCCUCAAGGAAUUUCGGAUGUGGGAGAGAUAUUCAAUACUACCGUCAGCAUGACAAACUUGAACGAGGUUUCUCUGCAAUUUGUCGUUGGCGAGAAAGACACCGAGAUCCACGGGAGCUCAAAGUUUUGGGAGUGGCUAGAGAAAGUGAUGGGCAGCGCGGACGAUCUACCUCCCAUGAACGAGUCCAGGCUUGACACGGUUAAGAAGCUGCGCGAUACGUGGACUGCAGCCGGGGUGGAUUCACUGCUAACAAUUGUCCCCGGAGUAGCUCAUGACUCCGAAGACCCGGCUAUGCGCAAGGCUUUGUGGGAAUUUCUAGGAGACCAGAUAAGAACUCGUCGAAGUGAAUCCCACAAUCUCUAA